Symbiodinium sp. CCMP2592 is the source of this 924-nucleotide messenger RNA. Lineage: Eukaryota; Dinophyceae; Suessiales; Symbiodiniaceae. The record is from the annotation of a GenBank genome assembly.
AUGUCAGCGCGGGAGGCCGCGAAGCUGGUUUUGCUUCGUCCGGGCGACGUCUACUUCUUCAGCGGGGGGACCGCGCACACGGCCAUGGCCACAGCAGGGCCUCAGGGCGGCGCGGGGUCGCGGGGUCGUGCGCCUGCCGCUCGAGGCUCUCUGCGUGUCCGAGGGCAUGGGUCUCAGCAGCUACGACCGGCAUCCCAGGGGUACCACUAUGCCUCGCAUGCCUCGCUGUGCCUUCCAUCGACGUGUCGCAUCUCCCCUUUUUUGCUGAGCUCCACAGCGGCCUCUGCAUGCAGACCUGCGAUCGCAGCAGCCCAUGCUGGCAACUGGCUCAGCAUAAGAAAGAGCAACAGCCUUCACGCCUUCGCAUCUGGCGGGAGGCUGGAAGGCGCCAUGCCAGUCGACGAGUUCGAGGAGAUCCUGGAAGAGGCGUUGCUUGGAGAUCUUUGGGGAGGUGGCAGAGCAGCUGGAAAGCGCCGCCAGCCAGCUAAUGCAGGUCCCGUGUGCAUAGUCAUGGAGAAUCGUAAAGCCGACCCCGUUUGCAAAGGGUGGCCCCAGCAGCCCAAGCCCCCGUUUGCCUGCCUGUUUGGCUGUUUGGGUUGGGUCGUGUCUGCGCUGAAGUCACCCCUUCCGCCCCUCCUUGCCAGGCAGCUUUGGCGCACAUUACGGCAGGAGCUGCUUGCAGACCAGGCUGCGACGAUGCGUCUGCUGCAAGAACACUGGGCCGCCACGGUUGCACAGUGCUUGGCCAGGAGCCGAUUCCUUCGACAGCAAUGCUCAGCUACAGUGCGUCGGGCACAGCGGCGCCUGCAGCAAGGUCGAGGCUUCGCUGCGAGGGAGGAUUCCCGGAGCUCGAGCCCACAGGGCGACCGUGCCGUGCGCAAGCGCUCCCGAAGCCCACUUCGCCAGGGCACAGUGUCGAACUGA